AUCCCUGCACUGUUCACAUAGCAAAGCGAAACCAAGAAUGUCGAAAACGAGUUUUCUAGAGAUGAAGUAUGGACUUUCAAAGAAGUCUUCCUUAAAGAACCAGCCAACCCAAUUGAGCAUUUCAACAGAAAAACAAACAUCAAGUGUGUCUUCUAGUGGUUUCCAACCAAAUAUGGACGAGAUGAAAUUUGUGUUCGACAAAUUUGACACAAACAAAGACGGUAGGAUCUGCAAGGAGGAGUACGGGGCAGCUGUAAGAGUUCUGGGUAAAGGAACUACGGAUGCUGAAAUGAUUCAGGCGUUUAAGGUCGUUGAUGCAGAUGGAGAUGGUUUCAUCGAUUUCCAGGAGUUCACCGAAAUGAUGCGAAACAUGGAGGAUAGAGUGAAUGUCAAUGAUAUCCAAAAUGCAUUUCAGGCUUAUGAUUUGGAUGGAAAUGGUAAAAUAAGCGCGGAAGAGUUAAUGGAAAUGAUGAAGAAGAUGGGGGAAAGGUACAACCUGGAGGCUUGUCGCCAGAUGAUUCGUGGGGUGGAUGCUAAUGGGGAUGGUCUGAUUGAUAUGGAUGAGUUUGUCACCAUGAUGACUAGCACCAAGAAAUUGGCCUAGUUACAAGCAUCACCAUUUCAUAUCUAUACUAUUUUUGAGAAAAAUAAUGUUCUUGUGCCAUGUACAAGUUAUAUUUAGUUAUCUACUUUUCAUAACUGAUAGCAGAUGUUUGAUAUAUAUAUUGAUUAUAUUUUAAAUAAAGAAGAAAUAUUUAA
This is a messenger RNA of Rubroshorea leprosula, 759 nucleotides long. NCBI's taxonomy places the organism in Eukaryota, Viridiplantae, Streptophyta, Magnoliopsida, Malvales, Dipterocarpaceae. The record is from the annotation of a GenBank genome assembly.